AUGAAAUGUUUGGCUCAAUGCCCUGCUACUGCAUGUUACAAUAAUGGAACAUGUGUAACAUGUAAGCAAAACUUUACUGGAAGUAAAUGUGACUCGUGUGUAGAUGGCCGAUAUGGAGCGAACUGUUCUUUACAAUGCAGUGAUGGUUGUGAGGGGAGUAUUUGUCAAUCAAGUGGUGGAUCAUGCAACUGCAAAAGAGACAAAUGUGCCGUUUGUGUAGAAGGACGGUACGGUGAAAAUAACUGUGAGCAGACAUGUUUUUCCGGAUGCAAUGGCAAAACAUGUAACUCUAACGGGACGUGUACGUGUAAGCCCUAUUAUACUGGAAGUACAUGUGACUCUUGUGUUAAUGGCAAGUAUGGAGAAAACUGCUCUUUGCAAUGCAGCGGAGGUUGUGAGUGGAACACCUGCAAUUUAUCAGACGGAUCAUGUAUCUGCAGCGGACAACAUUGUGAACACUGUAUCACAGGUCGAUACGGAGAUGAUUGUUCAAAAAUUUGUAGACGAGGCUGCUUAGAAAAUAAUUGUUCUUUUACUGAUGGAAAGUGUGAUUGUAAAGACUUUCACACAGGAGAUCGAUGUGACGUUUGCGUUGACGGGCGGUAUGGUGACAAUUGUUUGAAUAGAUGUGAGUUCUGUUAA
This is a messenger RNA of Mya arenaria, 642 nucleotides long. RefSeq names its product multiple epidermal growth factor-like domains protein 10. The transcript is spliced from 2 exons. The record is from RefSeq and is a predicted model, not a curated record. The coding region runs from base 1 to 642 and encodes 213 amino acids. NCBI's taxonomy places the organism in Eukaryota, Metazoa, Mollusca, Bivalvia, Myida, Myidae. Gene Ontology annotation, molecular function: scavenger receptor activity.